AUGGGAGAUUUCAAUCAGAACAUCGAUGUCUCCGAGAUCUACGAGCCACCGAAGGAGCUUAGUGCGAAUGCUCAUGUGAAGUCUAUGGCUGAGUACGAGGCAAUGUACAAGGCAAGUAUCGAAGAUCCAGAGAGCUUCUGGGGUGAAAUGGCCAAAGAGUUCUACUGGCAGACACCUUUCGAGAAGGUGGGUCCAGAGUUCAACUUUGAUCGGACUAAGGGUCCAGUGUCUGUGAAAUGGUUCUUGGGAGGCAAGACCAACCUCUCAUACAACUGCCUGGACAGAAUCAUUCAACAAGGACAUGGAUCACGGGUUGCAAUCUACCAUGAGUGCAAUGAUGUUGAAGAUCAACAUGCCUCGUUCACAUAUGACGACUUGCUGAAGAAGGUUUGCCGAUUAGCCAAUGCUUUGAAAGCGGAGGGGGUGAAGAAGGGCGAUCGAGUCUCCAUUUAUUUGCCAAUGGUUGUAGAGCUGCCUGCGGCAAUGUUGGCUUGUGCUCGAAUCGGUGCUGUGCACUCUGUGGUCUUUGGUGGCUUUUCCUCCGAGAGUUUGGCCGGACGCAUUUUGGAUGCUCAGAGCAGCAUGGUCAUUACAGCCGAUGGCGUGAUGCGUGGAGCAAAGCCGGUGCAACUCAAGGCAAUCACAGACAAGGCUUGUGAAAUUACGCAGAAGGAUGGCUUUCAGGUCCGCCGAGUCAUAUGCGUAGGCCGCCUCAAGGGCACUUCGUUUGAGCCGCAGACCAAAUAUGAUUGGGUAGAAGGCAGAGAUGUUUGGUACAAAGAGUUGGUUCAGAGCCAGUCAGAAACCUGCGACUGUGAGUGGAUGGACAGUGAGGAUCCUCUAUUCAUGCUGUACACCUCAGGGAGCACUGGCAAGCCCAAAGGCGUUUUGCACACGACCGGUGGCUACAUGCUGGGAUCCUUUGCCACAACGAAGUAUACUUUUGAUUACCACCCGGAGGACGUCUACUUUUGUACAGCGGACUGUGGGUGGAUCACAGGACAUUCAUAUGUCACGUAUGGCCCAAUGCUCAAUGCAGCGACGCAGGUGCUUUUUGAAGGAGUUCCCACUUUCCCGGAGGUGGAUCGCUUUUGGAAAGUCUGCGAGAAGUACAAGGUGAGUAUUUUCUACACUGCUCCAACAGCGAUUCGAUCCCUGAUGAAGUCCGGAGAUCAGCCGGUGACUCGCAACGACUUGUCGAGCCUCAGGCUCUUGGGCACAGUGGGCGAGCCCAUCAAUCCUGAGGCUUGGAGGUGGUACCAUCGAGUGGUAGGUGGCAGCCGCUGUGCCAUUGCUGACACCUAUUGGCAGACUGAGACGGGUAGCCACCUCAUCACACCUUUGGUGGGUGCCAUGACAUGCAAGCCAGGUUCGGCAAGUUUGCCCUUUUUUGGAGUGGAAACGGCCAUUUUGGAUGAGAACGGGAAGGAGUUGUCGGGCGAGUGCAGUGGCCGCCUGGUGCUGAAGCGGCCGGUUCCGAGUAUGAUGCGUACAGUUCAUGGUGAUCAUCAGCGCUUUGAGGAGACGUAUUUCUCACAGUUCAACGGCUAUUACUUCACUGGCGAUGGUUGCAAGCGUGACAAGGACGGCUUCUAUUGGUUGACCGGGCGGAUGGACGAUGUCAUCAACGUCUCCGGGCAUCGGAUCGGCACUGCAGAGGUGGAAUCUGCUUUGGUGGCACAUGCCAAGGUGGCUGAAGCGGCCGUGGUGGGCUUUCCGCAUGAAGUGAAAGGUGAAGGCAUUUGGUGUUGUGUCACACUGAACGAGGGCGAAGCCUACGACGAUAGCCUCAAGGCAGAGCUGAAGAAACAGGUCCGGGAAGUCAUCGGUGCCUUCGCCGCCCCGGACGAGAUCCACUGGGCACCGGGCUUGCCAAAGACCCGCAGCGGGAAAAUCAUGCGCCGGGUCCUCCGGAAGUUGGCCUUGCCCGACUACGACACCCAGGAUUUGGGUGAUACUUCCACCUUGGCGGACCCAGCAGUGGUCGAUGUCUUGACAGAAACGGCUCAGAGGUAUGAGUCGGAGAAAGUCCAAAGUGAGGUUGAGAUAGCAGACGUCAAAGACAUGCUCAAUGCCAAGAGGACGGAGGAGGAGCGUGAGACGCGGCGCCGUGACCGGCUUGAGAGUGAGCUCAUUGAGCGCGGAGACCCAGCGGAGAUCAAGCAACAGGAGGAGGUGAAGGCCGCGACCGAGAUGCAGUGGGAAGCCCCAGAGGUGAGGCGAGGUGCGCGAAUGCUGAACCAGGCCAACUGGCAGCGACAGAUUGGCGAUUUGAAGCGUCAGAAGCAGGAAGGCAGUGACGCGAAGAAAAGACUGUUGGAGGAGAACAAAGACCUUGACAAGGAGUUGAAAGAGAAGCAUGAGGAGAUCCGCACCUGCACGGCCGAGCGAGACAAGACGAAGAAAGCCUUGGAUGUGUUAAAGCGUCGAAAGGCUUUGGAUGACGAAGCAAGACACGAAAUGAACCUCGCCAAGGCCGUGCUCAAGACUGAAACGGAGAACUUGAUUCGUGAGAUCGACAUGCUCAAGAAGCAAGCCGAAAGCGAUAGCAAGACCAUCACCGACAUUUUGCGGGAUAGAGAGUCCCUGAAUCGAGCUCUCAUUCGCUGUGACGACCGCACCAAAGAUCAAACCAAAAAGGUGAAGAGCCAUGAUGAAGAAGCCCAACAGCUAGAAAGGGAUGUGGAAGAUAUCAAGCUGGAUGUGACAGACGCCAUCAAGAAGGCCUACAAACUCGAUAAGACACGGGAGAAGUAUGGCUUGGAGUGCUCCUUAGCCAACAGCAAGUACAUGUCUGCUUUGGAGGAGCUCAAAAACCGCGAUAACAAAAUCUCUGAGCUCAAAAAGAACUUUGCAGAUGUGAAGGCAAAGUUGGCACAGCAGAAGCAGCUCUAUGAGGCUGUCCGCACCGAUAGAAACUUGUACUCCAAGAAGCUCGUGGAGUCACAGGACGAGAUUGCUGAGAUGAAGCGCAAGUUCAAGAUCAUGUCCCACCAAAUUGAGCAGUUGAAAGAGGAGAUCAAAGAGAAGGAGGAGCGUCUCAAGAGGGGGCAUCAUGCUCACAACAGAAUGCAGAAAGAGUGCGAAUUCUUUAAAGACCAGAUGGAGAGGGCAAAGCGGCGGCAGCAAAGCCUCAACAGCCACAAGGACACGCAGCAGGCCGAGAUCAAAAAGCUGGAGUCGAGGAUACUGGAGGAGGAGGAUCGACGAAAGCAACAAAAGAAGAAAUAUGAAGAAACGAUCAGUGAGAGAGAUGUGCUUGGCACCCAGCUGAUCCAUCGAAACGAUGAGCUGGCGCUUCAGUACGAGAAGAUAAAGAUCCAGCAGCGUACGCUACAGAAUGGAGAGCUUACUUACAAGCAACGCUUGGAGGCGUGGAGGGAGAAACGCAAUGAAAAAGGUUCAAGUCAUAUUCAUGCAUUUAAGGCAGGCAGGGUCUGUGAUGAAGAAUUAUUUGAUGUGAGUCAAUUCAAUCACACUCCCUGA
Durusdinium trenchii is the source of this 3486-nucleotide messenger RNA. The record is from the annotation of a GenBank genome assembly. Lineage: Eukaryota; Dinophyceae; Suessiales; Symbiodiniaceae.